Neopsephotus bourkii (Bourke's parrot) is the source of this 3110-nucleotide messenger RNA. Its product is annotated as dymeclin-like. Lineage: Eukaryota; Metazoa; Chordata; Aves; Psittaciformes; Psittacidae. The annotation marks the transcript as partial. Gene Ontology annotation, cellular component: Golgi apparatus. Gene Ontology annotation, biological process: Golgi organization. The transcript has 4 exons. The record is from RefSeq and is a predicted model, not a curated record.
UUCCUUUUUUUUUUUCCCUCUAGUUUAUUUUCUUUGUUGUCUAAAAAGCACAACAAAGUGCUGGAACAAGCCACACAGACCUUGAGAGGUUCCGUUGGUUCAAAUGACUCCCCACUUCCUGAUUAUGCGCAAGACCUGAAUGUGAUCGAGGAAGUGAUCCGAAUGAUGUUGGAGAUCAUCAACUCCUGCCUGACAAAUUCCCUUCAUCACAACCCAAACUUGGUGUAUGCACUGCUUUACAAGCGGGAUCUCUUUGAGCAGUUCCGAACUCACCCUUCCUUCCAGGACAUAAUGCAAAAUAUAGAUCUGGUGAUCAGCUUUUUCAGCUCCCGAUUAGAGCAAGCUGGAGCUGAGCUGUCAGUGGAGCGAGUUCUGGAAAUCAUCAAGCAAGGAGCUGUUGCUUUGCCCAAAGACAGGCUAAGAAAGUUCCCCGAGCUGAAGUUCAAGUAUGUGGAGGAGGAGCAGCCCGAGGAGUUCUUCAUCCCCUACGUUUGGUCCUUGGUCUACAACUCCGCCGUGGCCCUGUACUGGAACCCUCAUGACAUCCAGCUCUUCACUAUGGACUCCGGCUGAAGGAGGUGCCGCAGCCAAGCCAACUCAGCUCCCUUGUCUUACAGAAAACAGAACUCUGCACCGCGUGUUAAUACGUGACCCCCUCCAGUGUGCACCCUCUGACCCCACAGCUUUUGGAGAAUGAAGCUUGCCGCUAGUGCACAGUCCAGUGUCAACGUCUUGGAAGCAAAUUGCCACCAACACGCUGGCAACAGACUGUGGUGCGAGGAACUGAUGGCUUGUAGGCAAACCUUGCAUUUAUAGUCCUGUAACCUAGAGCUUGUUUGAUGAAAAUGAGGCCUUACACAUGGGGUAUGAUGUUACUACCAACCACAAACCUGAUUGUUCUUUUAACUUAACGGGAUAAAUGAGGAAAGGGAUUGCGGACUUUGUUUUGGAAACAGCAUUUGUAUUCUUGUUUCUUUCAAGUGAGGGAGGUUUGUUGGGUCAAGCUUUCUGUGGUCUGUUGGAUUCUGCCACGGGUUGCUCGUCACCUACUCCUGUGCUUUCACUCACAGCCCUUCACUUCGGUGGCACUCUCAAGGCUGUAGACAUUAAAUUGGUGUCUACGCCAUCAACCAAAUGAACUAAGCAAGCAGCAUAUUAAUAAGAUUAGCUCCCAGCCUGAUUUAAAACACUUGAUUUAGCUGUCAAAAUGUUUGUGGGAGGAUUUUCAAUAGAAAGUCUUUUUUGUUGUUGUUUUUUGACUGGCAAACACUCGAUAGAGGGCUACAAACACCAUCUUUUAAAGUCAGGUCCCUUGCAGGCUUGUUUUACUGCGUGUCUGAGCAAAAGUUGUUCCUGGAAAUCGAAUGUGUGUGUGGGAAAACAAACAAAAAACUCUCCAAAGAAAAUAGUUGUAAGAUCGUACAAUAGAACAGUGUCCUGUUAAAAUGGUGUGGGGUGGUGACAGUGUUACGGGGAUCCUUGGCUAAGUUUUGUAUUGAAAAUGCCGUUUGCUAUUACAGGGUUUAUGGCAGAAGUAUAAAUUUACCUGAAUGUAGAAUACUUCUCUUUUGUUGUUGUUGUUGUUUUUAAGUGUCCUUUCCUGGUAUACCUGUUUAUGCAGUUGGGAGAACAAAUGAAAUGGCUUGACCUGAUUUUGACCGAAUAUCUCAUUUUUCAAGGCGAGGAUCGUUUCCUCUCUGGGGAGGCUCCUGAUGGUGCCUGUGGCACGUGCAUGCAGACACUCUCCUAACCCCACAUGCUGCUGUAUGGACUGCCACCAGUGCAUUGCAUGCCAAAACGUAAAAACCAAGGAAUUAGCUCCUAAAGAUACGUGGCAACCCCUUGUAUCCGCCGCCUGCUCCAGCAUGUUCUGUUUAUUGACCUGAAGAGUUGGGUGCAUUUGCUUUCGGAAGUUCUUUGAGUGGCUUUUAAUAGAAUUUCUUGCACCCUUCCUUUAUUUGUCUUUCCCUGAAGGAUGAGCUAGGAUUGUACUUACCUGCUCGUUUCGAGGUGGGAGUCCACUUAAGUCCUACCCAAAUGGAAAUGCUGGCUUAAAAAAAACCAAAAGGCAGAAAAGCUUCCCAAAUUUAUUUAAGCAUAGCUACAAAGUGAUAUGUACAACCCAGGAGCAUUUAGGGCUUUAAAAUGACAGAAGCUGUUUUAAAAAGGCAAUAGUUAAGACUGGGGAUGCAGUUUUUCUUAGCAAAAUAGGUGGAAUGAAUGAACCAUGACCGAGCUGCACAGAGGUUUGUGCUGUUUUGGGGUUUUUUUUUUGGUCUGUUUUCUUUUGGUUUUGAGCAGCAAACAUUGAAAGGGGAUAACUCUGCUUGGUUAUUGUAGUGAUUUGUAAUUUCAUCUUUAUUACAAAGCUCAGAGUGUUUGUGAGUCAGCAGGGCUGCCCGGCUUUGGAAGGGUCAGCCUGAAGAUGCACUUUUAAACCGUGGGUUCUGAAGGUACUGGUUGGCUCAUUUUAAACCUGAUUUAAAGUGCCUAUGAGCACUUGAACCUGAGGUGAGCACCCUUCUCCCCACUGCCUGCAGCAGGAGUGAGCACUUCACAAACACUGCCCAGCAGAGGUGAUGCAUUUCGGCCGGGUGUCAAGCUGGAGAGAACCUGAUUCUUCUCUUUGAAAGGCCUUUUCAUAAAGGGAAAGGUACAUAGAGCAGUAAUCUGAUAGAAUAGGUCAAACCAGCUGCUGAAUCAAUGAGGGAGUCACGCAGUAAAUUAUUUCUCACUGUCCUCUUGUUGCAAUGACCUCGAGUUGAGUGCAGAAGGAACAGGUUUGUUCCCAUCACAUAAUUUCCUUGUGCAUUUAGUUCAUAUUUAGUGCUCCUAGGGCCUGGCUGGUUUGGAGCAGCUGGAGUUACAAUCCAAAGCCCAAACAGCAGAGACAGACCCAAGAUUUAUGCUGAAAUCCAAGCUAGCCCCAUUGGCUCUUCCAAGAGUUUGAGCAUUGUGUGGGUCUGGCAGCAUCCUGAUGUCUGCAGUCUGGCACAGUCACAAAUACUCCUUGAGAUCUGUAACGUACCACAUUGGGGAUCCUUUUCAUGACUUUGUGUGAAAGAUUUAUUAUGCAUAAUAAUAAUAAAAAUAAUAAUUAAAACAGUAAA